Messenger RNA from Coprinopsis cinerea okayama7#130, 1584 nucleotides. RefSeq lists its product as hypothetical. The record is from RefSeq and is a predicted model, not a curated record. Bases 1 to 1584 code for a protein of 527 amino acids. The transcript is spliced from 9 exons. NCBI's taxonomy places the organism in Eukaryota, Fungi, Basidiomycota, Agaricomycetes, Agaricales, Psathyrellaceae.
AUGCCUUUCAAUACAGAUGCCCCACAUGGACUCUCAGGAUUACAGUGCUAUGUUCAUCACGGAGAACAGCAAACUCCAACCAAGAACGCCCAUACCUCGACGAGACCCCACUCAAAGGACAAGGCGCAGACUGGAUCAAUGCCAUCUGAUAUGCCCAGUACCUUUGCGUUCCUCUUCAACAAGGACAAAUUGGCGGCCUCAACAACGCGGCGCAACAAUCUUAGAACACUGACGGAAAUCUCCACUCCAGAAAACCCAGGGCUAAAGGACAAAUUGUUCAAAAGCCUCAUUGAGUUCACGGAGAAGGUGUUCGACCCCCGCUCGGAGAAGACCAUCAAGGUCCUUAAGCUGUGUGAAGAACGUUGGAUUACGUUCAACUCAGCUGCCUGGCAAGACAAGAGCAUACGGGAAAAGGAGGACGACGUCGUGACGCAUGUGUAUUUCGAGUCACCCUGGCGCUCGGAUGUGGUGACAGCCAUCGGCCUCCUUUUCUUGCCUUUUUUAGCCCAUCGGAUCCAAGGGCGUAACGGAAAGCCAGGGUCCAUGACGGUGCUGGGGUGGUAUCACUGCUUUGCGGUGAACAUCCUCCGCAACGCAGUGGACCCUACCACCAAUACCCGUAACGGAAUCCGCACACUCACAACGGGCGGGUUCAAUCACAGCCUGAAGGCCACCGUUCUUUAUGUAACCCUCGAGUUGAACCUCGAACGGCAUAGAGUAACACACAAGCCGUACUGGGGGACGAACAAGGUACUCCUCAUUCUUCGCUCUAGUAUUUUGCUAAGUGGCGGCAAUGGCAAAAUGCGGGAGACAACCAUUCAAGGCAUGAUACGGGCCUUAUUCACGUAUUAUGGCACUCUGCGACCUUCAUCCCUUAGUUAUACUGAGAAGACGCUGGAGAAGUACGGAAUGUUCAUCAAGGUUGGCGAUGUCGACCUUCUCAAAUCCGACUUCGGUACUUUCAGCCUGGCCAGGAUUAAAAAUUACAAGGGUACUAUCAAAACGAUAGCAGGAGUAAUGCGGGAAUACUGCAUCGAUGCUGUCCUGAAUCAGGACAACAUCCUCCUCGACCUGCCAAUGAUGGUCGCCCUUCAGUUUUUUAUGAGAGACCUUUUUGAAACCCCUUUCAAGAGCAUUUAUGAAUUGUGCUCCGCCAAGGAUUACCACUUCAAGACCGUGGCAUCAAGAAAGGAUGAGCCAUUGUUCCUGGCCUGCCUUCCUGGGGGAAAAGGAUUCCAAAGCCCCCCACAGGCAGCUAGCUCCCCGUGGGUUUCGUCACAUGCUGUGAAGGCUGGUCUCUCGCGGGCAAGCUGUGGUGCCAUUAGAAGGGACGGUGCUAAUAAAUAUCACAAAGCCGUGGGUGCAGGCAAGACCCAAUCUAUCUUGAGCCACAACAACAAAAACGAAGAAGUUUUGGACCAGUUCUAUAUCACGACAACGAGGAAUCUCAACCUGGUGGCCAUCCGGAACAACGACAUUGACAGGAACGGCAACCCUAUCCUGCCUCACCAGCAAGAGGACGUGUUGCUGAUUGGGGAGCAUAUCAACCUUCUCAGACCAGCGCAAGACUCUGGUGGAGGUUGA